Molecule: messenger RNA, 417 nt
Organism: Prunus armeniaca (apricot)
Lineage: Eukaryota; Viridiplantae; Streptophyta; Magnoliopsida; Rosales; Rosaceae
Source: the annotation of a GenBank genome assembly
AUGGCAGAACUGAUGAAGAAGGAUGCUGAGGCUCCUUUAUACUGGAUUGACAGACUCCUUCCAAGAUAUGGACCUCACUGGAAGCGGGCUGGUAUUUAUGACGUCAUACUUCUAUCCAAGCAAUCUGUCAAUAGAGAUGAGAACUUGCUUGCUGUUGCCCUGUGUGUCUGGAAUUCUGCCAGUAACACUUUCGACUUUCGCAUAGGCCCCAUGGCUCCAACUCUGUUGGACAUGGCUCAGAUUUUCGGGUUCAGGCCCCAUGGAAGACCUGUUCAUGUUGUUGGUGAUUAUCACAGGAGGAAGAACCAGCAGAAACUAACCAAGCCAUUCACCAUUUCUCCAGCCCUUAUUAACCAGAACUGCUCCUUCUCCAAUUAUCUCAGGAAAUUCAGUGCUGAGAAGGACAAGGACCAAUAG